Molecule: messenger RNA, 1990 nt
Organism: Cyprinodon variegatus (sheepshead minnow)
Lineage: Eukaryota; Metazoa; Chordata; Actinopteri; Cyprinodontiformes; Cyprinodontidae
Product: leucine-rich repeat transmembrane neuronal protein 4-like
Exons: 2
Coding region: 123-1694 (523 amino acids)
Molecular function (GO): protein binding
Source: RefSeq, a predicted model, not a curated record
AGCGGAGCGGUGGAUUUGGACGGUACCUGUGUGUGCUGUGGAGAGCGCAUCAUGCGGACUCGGAUGUCGCGCACAUCGAGCCAUUAAAACCUGUACGCUGGAGCGAAAACAGAAAAGCGGAUAUGGGCUCUGCUCUACAGCGUCACUGGCUAUUGUUCCAACUCCUGAUGCAGGUGUGGCUGGCCGCAAAUCCAUCCCUGAGUGACCGCCACUGCCCUAAGAGUUGUCGCUGUGAUGGAAAAAUUGUUUACUGUGAGUCAAGCGCCUUUCGUGAUGUCCCCAAGAACCUCUCAGGAGGAUGUGAGGGCCUGUCAUUGCGGUAUAACAGUCUCUCCAGUCUUCGUGCAGGCCAGUUUGUUGGCCUCAACCACCUUAUCUGGCUCUACUUGGACCAUAAUUACAUUGCCUCUGUGGAUGCAAUGGCUUUCCAGGGGGUCCGCAGGCUUAAAGAACUAAUUCUUAGUUCCAACAAGAUCACAUCGCUUCAAAAUACAACAUUUCAUCCUGUUCCUAAUCUGCGGAAUUUGGACUUGUCAUACAAUAAAUUACAAGCAUUGCAACCCGGGCAAUUCCAAGGUUUACGGAAGCUUCUCAGCCUUCACAUACGGUCUAAUUCCCUAAAAACUCUGCCAAUGCGUCUCUUUCAAGAUUGUAGAAAUCUUGAAUUCCUUGAUCUUGGUUACAACCGCCUGCGGAGUAUCACUCGUAAUGCACUUUCUGGCCUCGUCAAACUCACUGAGUUGCAUCUGGAGCACAAUCAGUUCUCCAAGAUCAAUUUCUCCCAUUUUCCUAGACUCUACAAUCUACGGGCUCUUUACCUGCAGUGGAAUCGCAUUCGGUCAAUGAGCCAGGGCCUUACUUGGACCUGGGCCUCUGUCCAGAAACUGGAUUUAUCUGGAAAUGAACUUACAGAAGUUGAUCCUGUUGUUUACCAAUGCUUACCGAACCUGCAAUCUCUCAACCUGGACUCUAAUAAGCUAACCAAUGUUUCUCAGGAGGUUGUUGAUGCUUGGAUCUCCCUUACCAUGAUUAGUUUAGCAGGAAAUGUUUGGGACUGUAGCCCUGCCAUCUGUCCUCUGGUAGCUUGGCUCAGAAACUUUAGAGGGGCAAAAGAGACAACAAUGAUUUGUGCCUCUCCAAAGAAAGCCCAGGGAGAGAAAGUGAUGGAUGCAGUAGAAGCCUUUGGAGUUUGUCAAUCAAUUCAAGGGACAACACUCACAAUGAGUGUUACUCCAAACCUAUCCAGUGUCCCCAUGCAGACAGAGCAUAACCCAUCUAUUCUGGCUUUACCAACUAAUUCUGGAAAGAGAGCUGAUGGAUCUCCUUGGGGUCCUACAUCAUUAGCAGUUACCCCACCUGUUGCACUUCCUCCAGAGCAAGACCUGGAGCCCGUAUCAUUCCAUAAGAUUGUGGCUGGAAGUGUUGCCCUGUUUCUGUCUGUUGCAAUGAUCCUGUUGGUAAUAUAUGUGUCUUGGAAGCGCUACCCUAACAGCGUCAAACAGCUCCAGGAGCACUCUGCAGCAGCACGUAAGCGUCGCAAGAAACCUCGAGAGACAGAGCGCACACUUAGCUCCCCUCUGCAGGAGUACUAUGUGGACUACAAGCCCAACAAUUCUGAGGCCAUGGAUGUUCUGGUCAAUGGUACAGGACCAUGCACGUACACCAUCUCAGGCUCCCGGGAAUGCGAGGUAUGACCUACACUAUAAUCCACAAUAAAGAAGUUAUUACAGGCAAAUUACAAAUGGAAAGAAAUGACUUCUUGUAUUUAGCUGGGUCUGUGAAAAGUUUCCUCAAAUCUAUCUUUGGAGGCCAUAUUUGUUUUAUUACAGAUUUGAAAGAAAUAUAGAUAAAUUGCAUUUUUUUCAGAACUAUAUAUGCUUAAGAUUAUGCUAUUUUAAGUUGGUUUUGUUUCCUUGUAUAGAGCUCACAAGCUGGUAGUCUGAGUUUGAAUGCUUUUAAAUAAUAAGAAUACAUAAAUAAAUUUUUUUGA